Oryzias latipes (Japanese medaka) is the source of this 969-nucleotide messenger RNA. It is a transcript of the gene mrpl40, whose product is annotated as mitochondrial ribosomal protein L40. Gene Ontology annotation, cellular component: mitochondrial ribosome; mitochondrial large ribosomal subunit. The record is from RefSeq and is a predicted model, not a curated record. Lineage: Eukaryota; Metazoa; Chordata; Actinopteri; Beloniformes; Adrianichthyidae.
UCCUUGAUACGUAAUUUCUUUGCGACGCGUGCGCCGUAUCCCUUGAAAGGGACAGUCGAUGCGUUUUUUAUGCUUUUCUGUUAUUUUUUACCCAGCGUUGAUCUCUAAAUUAAUAAAACACGAAGAGCAGACAUGUCUUUGGCAUUGUCGCGCUGUUUGUGGAGGGUUUUUUCCCGGCAGACUGUCCCGUCACGUGUGAUUUUCGGGGAAAAUCCACAUGCUGUGAGGGGUCCCUUGGUUGUUCCUGUGAUGGAGCUGAAGACGUCAGCCCCCCUGAGAGCUGAGCCAAAAAAGAAAAAAAAAGUGGAUCCACGGCGGGAGCAGAUGAUGAGGGAGCGGCUGAGGAAGAAGCUGAAAAAGCUGGAGAAGGUUCCACCUGAGCUCAUUCCCAUAGAGGACUUCAUCACUCCCAUCAAAUGCUUGGAUGAAACAAGGAAACGUGCUGCUCCAGAUCUGUCAUUUGAAGAGAGUGAGAGCCGAGCGCUGCUGCUGAAGGACUGGAGUCGAUACAAACAGCAACAACACAAGGCUGAAGUAGAGGCUAUUGAACUGGCUUUGGAGGCGCAGAGAGAGGCGCUGGAGGAGCUAAAGCUGGAGUCUGAGGAGCUGUACCAAUCGGCUCUGAAGCCAGACCCACAUCUGUUUCCCUUCACCCGCGAGGGUCCCUCAUACACGCCCCCAAUACCAAAUUAUGACGCCCCGGAUGGAAAGUAUAAUGACAUCACAAAGGUGUACACACAGUGAUGGACAGUGGAGCGCUGUUUGUGCAACUCCAGAGGACUGCUUUCACAUGUUUGAGCUUCACUUGAGUCAAGAUGAAGCAUGUUUGAGAGCCUGCAGGAGAGAUGAGCCUUUCUGCCUUCAUGUAUGUUCAGUUAUGAAGGCCAAAGUCACAUAUCAUCAAUGCAAACUGUGGAUCCAUUUUUUUCUAUUUUAAGAAACUUAAAAUAAAAAAUGUCUACGGUUUCA